CUAAUGUAGUACAUUACAUACAAACACGAUAUUUUAUCUCUUACAUACUAGCAUCCUCAUCCAACACUUCCAUUGCUUCGCUAUUUCUGCUCUCUUCUCCAAACCCUAGAUUACUUCUCCUUUUCCGUACAUUUUGAUGGCUGAGGAAGAGGCCGUAGCCCCUGCACCCAGCCCCGUCCCUUCCGAUCUUAAGCGAAAACUCGAGGAUGUCGAGCCCCACGACCCCCAUGCGGACAACAUGCCUCGCGACUCUGCUUUAGACCCUGAUGCCCAAGAUAACGAUGCUGCACCAUCUGAUUUGUCCGAGGCCAAACGCCCUAGGCUCGACGACGAUAAAACCGAUGGCUUGGCCAGUGAGAAUGGAUUUGAAGCUGAGAAAUCGCAUGAACCUGACAAGGAGGAGGAGGAGGGUUUGCAGCAAAAUGAGCUUAACAAGCAAGCAGAGGAUGGUGAUUCUCCUGCAAAGGAGGCUGAAAAAACUGUAAAACCUGAGCAAUAUGAAGGAACUGCAGAGGAAACAGAUGGGCAGUCUGCAGAUAAUCCUGAAACUGCUGAUGCUGAGUUAGGUAAAGUUGAGAGUUUUGAGGCAGAUAACGGUCAAGAACCUGCUAAAGAGGAUAAUAAGCAACCUUCUGAUGACUUGCCUCAGCAGGAGGUUGAUGAUGGUACAACUAUUACUCGCAAAAUGGAGGUUCCUAAUGCGAAGGUUGGCGUUCUCAUUGGCAAGGCAGGGGAUACUAUAAGGUACCUGCAAUACAACUCUGGGGCAAAAAUUCAAAUCAUGAGGGAUGCAGAUGCUGAUCGGGAUGCUCCUACAAGACCUGUAGAAAUUAUCGGGACUUUGAGUAGCAUAAUCAAGGCUGAGAAGCUUAUAAAUGCUGUCAUAGCAGAGGCUGAUGCUGGGGGUUCUCCUUCCCUAGUAGCUAGGGGCCUUGCUACCACACAGGCUGCUGGUGCUGCCGAUCAAAUUGAGAUACAAGUUCCAAAUGAGAAGGUUGGUUUAAUCAUUGGUAGAGGUGGGGAAACUAUAAAAGGACUGCAGACGAGGUCAGGGGCUCGAAUUCAGUUGAUACCUCAACAUCUCCCAGAAGGGGAUGGAUCAAAAGAAAGGACAGUGAGGGUAACUGGGGAUAAGAAGCAAAUUGAGAUUGCCAGAGAAAUGAUAAAAGAUGUUAUGAAUCAGACUGUCAGGCCAUCACCUCUUUCUGGUGGUUUCAAUCAGCAAGGCUAUCGACCUCGGGGAAACAGUGGUCCACCUCAGUGGGGUCCCCGGGGGCAUCCUCCUCAGACAUCAUAUGAUUAUCAGCAACGAGGACCAUAUCCAUCUCACAACUCUCAUUAUCAACCUCCUUAUGGUGGGUACCCUUCUCACCAAAUGGCUCCAAGGAGCAACUUUGGUUCUAGUUGGGAGCAGAGGCCUCAUAGCAUGCAGGGACCUCCUCAGAGUGGAGGUUAUGAUUACUACAGCAGGCAAGGGGGGGUCUCUAACCAACAUUUGACUUCAAUUCCUGGUCAUGGACCGGGUCCCUCACCUGCUCCAGCUAUGGGGCCGCCUCCAUCUCAGUCGAGUUAUAAUUAUGGACAGCCUCGUGGUCCAGCAGAUUAUGCGCAUCCACCACCCUAUUCGCAAGCUGCUCCCCAGCAUGGCUACGGACAUGGAUAUGAAGAGAAGUAUGAAAAUCAUACCCCAGUUCAGCAUCCUUAUGGAGGGCAUGGAUCUGCUCAGCCAGGAUAUGCACAGCCAGGUCCUCAACCUGGGUAUGCCCCUCAGCAGCAAUAUGGCAAGCCACCAUCUUAUGGCAUGCAGUCACAAGGACCCCAAACAUAUGGACCUCCAGCCAAUCAACCUGGAGAAGUACCAUAUCAAGGUCCAACUGCUCAGUCAUAUGGUUCAAAUGUGCCUCCACAGCAGCAGUAUGCAUAUGCAUCAAGUGGGCCAACGCAACAAAGCUAUCCUCCAUAUGGCUCUGCACCACCUAGUGAUGGGUACAGUCAGCCUCCAGCUGUGGGUGGCCAGGCUUAUCCGCAGCAAGGUAGCCAGCCUGUUCCUGGUUACAGUCAACCAACUGCAUAUGCACAAGCAAGUAGCGCUGCUGGGUAUGGUCAAUACCCACCAUCGCAACAAGGCUACUCUGAACAGACACAGGCUCCUAACAAUGCAGGUUAUGGGUAUCAAGGGGCGCAGGAUUCUGGUUAUGGUGGUGCGCCUGCAGCAACAUAUGGUGCGCCCCCAGCCAGUGGCCAAGCAACUUAUGCUCAAACAACAGCAGCUCAGCCUACCUAUGAUCAGUCUGUUCCUCAAUCUGGUAGUUAUGCUGCAGCGCCAGGUAGUGCACCUGCUGGGUAUGGAAAAACAGUAUCCCCCCAACCUGGAUAUGCGCAGUAUGAUUCCACCCAGAUGUAUGCUGCACCGCGUUGACAUGGCUGUCUUCCUGUAUGUCUUGUGUUGGUUAAUGUAGUCAGGACCGUACCCGACAUUCUGUAGGUAGUGUUUCUUUAUUUUGUUUUUGAGGCCUUCUAGCUAUUGUUUACUUUUGGCGCUACUGCAACUAGUUUCUCUUUUCUUUUUUAGUUUUGUUCGACAAAGAUUGCCAACCAAAUGCUACCUAACUUUGUUACUAACGAUGUUGGUUCCUUCAUGUUUGUUUUAUUAAAAUUUAAUAUAUGUUAUUCUACUAUUGAAACGUUUA
This is a messenger RNA of Gossypium raimondii (Peruvian cotton), 2690 nucleotides long. RefSeq lists its product as uncharacterized. Gene Ontology annotation, biological process: regulation of gene expression. NCBI's taxonomy places the organism in Eukaryota, Viridiplantae, Streptophyta, Magnoliopsida, Malvales, Malvaceae. Gene Ontology annotation, cellular component: cytoplasm. The coding region runs from base 137 to 2419 and encodes 760 amino acids. The record is from RefSeq and is a predicted model, not a curated record. The transcript is spliced from 7 exons. Gene Ontology annotation, molecular function: mRNA binding.